AUGUCAUCAACGCGAAGUGAAAGCAAUAGUACGCAAUGUUCGUACGGGCACGUGACGCCAGGCUGGGAGCAAGUGCAUUCUGUUUUCGAACAGAAUUUGUCUGAUGGGCUCGAUGUUGGUGCAAGUUUAUGUAUUUAUCAUCAAGGAAAAUGUGUUGUGGAAUUGAGCGGCGGCUGGAAAGAUGGAGAAACAAGAAAAGAACCUUACACGUUAGAUACAUUACAAUUGGUUUUCUCAACAUCGAAAGGUAUUCUUGCAGCAGCUAUUGCCUUGUGUGUAGAAAGAAAUUGGCUUGAUUACAAUGCACCUGUUGCUAAAUAUUGGCCGGAAUUCGCUGCUAAUGAAAAAGAAAACAUUACUAUCGGUGAGAUAUUAGCACAUCGAGCUGGCCUAUCAUUUGUUGAUGAGAAACUUACAAUUGAUGAUGCAUUUAACUGGUCUCGUAUGACUUCUUUGUUAGCUGCACAGAAACCUCAUUGGGAGCCAGGAACAGCGCAUAGCUAUCAUGCUCAUACAGUUGGUUAUCUUGGAGGAGAAUUGAUCCGGCGAGUUGAUCCACAUCAUCGAACGUACGGUCAGUUUGUUCGUGAUGAAUUAGACAGUGAAUUUUAUGUCGGUAUACCAGAUGCUACCAUUGAAGCACGAAUUUCACCUCUUAUUCGUAAAGUGGUUAAUACUACCAAUGUCCGUCCAUCAGAUCCAACAUACAAUAAGGGAUUAUCAUGCAGUGAUGCAUUUCCAUUAGGACAACCAAAAAUGAUCUAUAAUGAAAUUGCUUGCCAUCAAGCAGAGUUGCCUGCUGUUAAUGGAAUAACCAAAGCCCGAUCAUUGGCUCGGAUUUAUGCUUUACUUCUUGGUGACGUUAACGAAAAUGGAAAGAUUAGAAAGGGUUUAAUAAGCGAAAAGACAUUGUGUGAAGCAACAGAAAACGUUACACCGGUCGGCGAAUCUGAUUUAUACUGUAGUAAUAUGCCAACAAGCUUUGCUAAGGGUGGCUUUCAGCUAUUCGGCGAAUGUUUUCCCAUAUUUAGCGAUGGAGCUUUUGGUUUUACUGGCUAUGGUGGGAGUUGUGCAUUUGCAUACCCUUCCUAUCAAUUAUCGUAUGGUUUUGCUUGUAAUUAUCUCGAUCCAUCUCAUCUUCAUGUCGAUGUUCGAAAUCUUCGCGUAAUUCAAGCAAUCGAAAACAUUCUUCGUAAUAAGUGA
Adineta ricciae is the source of this 1203-nucleotide messenger RNA. The record is from the annotation of a GenBank genome assembly. Lineage: Eukaryota; Metazoa; Rotifera; Eurotatoria; Adinetida; Adinetidae.